GUCUGUGGAGGGGGGGGACACCAACCCAAAAGACAAGCCAAGCCCAGGGCAGAGCGGGGGGCUCGGUGGCACUAUAAAACCCCCCAAGACCAUGACUUCCAGUAAAAUUGAGAUGCCAGGGGAGGUGAAGGCAGACCCUGCAGCUCUGAUGGCAUCUCUGCAUCUGCUGCCUUCUCCCACUCUCAACCUUGAAAUCAAAUACACCAAGAUUUUCAUUAAUAAUGAGUGGCAAAAUUCUGAAAGUGGGCGAAUAUUCCCAGUAUAUAAUCCAGCAACAGGAGAGCAGAUCUGUGAGAUCCAGGAAGCUGACAAGAUUGAUACAGACAAAGCAGUGCGGGCCGCUCGCCUUGCUUUUUCUCUAGGUUCAGUCUGGAGGAGAAUGGAUGCAUCAGAAAGAGGCCGUCUCUUGGAUAAGCUAGCGGACUUGGUGGAAAGAGACAGGGCAGUUCUUGCUACUAUGGAGUCACUGAACAGUGGCAAACCUUUCUUGCAAGCUUUCUACGUAGAUCUUCAGGGAGUCAUAAAAACGCUGAGGUAUUAUGCCGGCUGGGCAGACAAAAUCCAUGGAGUGACCAUUCCUGUAGAUGGAGAUUAUUUUACGUUUACAAGACACGAACCCAUUGGAGUGUGUGGACAGAUCAUCCCUUGGAACUUCCCCCUGCUGAUGUUUGCAUGGAAGAUUGCUCCAGCUCUGUGCUGUGGCAAUACAGUAGUUAUUAAACCAGCAGAACAAACACCACUCAGCGCGCUCUAUAUGGGAGCCCUCAUCAAGGAGGCUGGCUUUCCACCAGGAGUUGUCAAUAUUUUGCCAGGAUUUGGUCCGAUUGUUGGUGCAGCCAUAGCAUCUCAUGUUGGCAUUGAUAAGAUUGCUUUUACUGGAUCUACUGAGGUAAGAGGAUUCAUGGAUAUGUUACCGUAA
Apaloderma vittatum (bar-tailed trogon) is the source of this 919-nucleotide messenger RNA. Its product is annotated as retinal dehydrogenase 2. Gene Ontology annotation, molecular function: aldehyde dehydrogenase (NAD+) activity. Lineage: Eukaryota; Metazoa; Chordata; Aves; Trogoniformes; Trogonidae. The record is from RefSeq and is a predicted model, not a curated record. Bases 92 to 919 code for a protein of 275 amino acids. The transcript has 7 exons.